Orycteropus afer afer is the source of this 1269-nucleotide messenger RNA. The record is from RefSeq and is a predicted model, not a curated record. NCBI's taxonomy places the organism in Eukaryota, Metazoa, Chordata, Mammalia, Tubulidentata, Orycteropodidae.
AUGGAGGAGAGAUCUCCUUUCAAAGCAGUUGGAUUUGGCAACCAAAGCAGAGAUUUGAAGCCAUGGAUGAUUGUCCUUCCCCUUGUUUUAUCAUUGAUGGUGGUGGCAGUAGCCAUUGGUCUUCUGGCUCAUUUCUUAACCUCUGACCUGAAAAUGGAGUAUUAUCAUAGCACCUUUAAAAUUUCAGAUCCACAAGUAAGUAGCAAUUCUGGACAGAACAACGAAUAUCAAUUUAAGGAAUUACGAGAGAUGAGUGAGAAUUUGGUAGAUGAGAUAUUUAUAGGUUCGGCCUUGAGCAAGCAUUAUAUCAAGAACCAAGUGGUCAGACUGACUCCAGAGAAAGAUGGUGUGAAAGUAGAUAUCAUUAUGGUGUUCCAGUUCUCCUCUACUGAGCAAAGAGUAAGAAGAGAGAAGAAAAUCCUUAACAUAUUAAAUCGGAACAUAAGGAACACAAGAGCCCUGCCAAUAAAUACCUCAUCAGUAGAACUUAAUGCAAUGAGCUCAUCAACAGGGAAGCUAACUGUCCAAGCAUGCUGUGGUAAACGAGUUGUUCCAUUAAUAGUCAACAGAAUAAUGUCUGGUGACAUUGCAGCCAAGUCUGCCUGGCCUUGGCAAGCUUCUCUUCAGCGUAACAACAUACAUCACUGUGGAGCCAGCUUGAUUAGUAACACAUGGCUCAUUACUGCAGCACACUGCUUUAAAAAUAAUGCAAAUCCACAUCAAUGGACUGUUAGCUUUGGAACAACAAUCAACCCUCCCUUAAUGAAAAGAAAUGUCAAAAGAAUUAUUGUACAUGAGAAAUAUCACUCUCCAGCAAGAGAAUAUGACAUUGCUGUUGUACAGUUCUCUCCCAAAGUCACCUUUACUGAUGACAUACGCCGGAUUUGUUUGCCAGAAGCCUCUGCAUCCUUUCGACCAAAUUUGACUGUCUACAUCACAGGAUUUGGAGCACUUUUCUAUGGUGGGGAGUCCCAAAAUGAUCUUCGAGAAGCCAGACUGAAAAUCAUAAGUGAUGACGUGUGCAAGCAACCACAUGUGUAUGGCAUUGAUAUAAAAUUUGGAAUGUUUUGUGCUGGAUACUUGGAAGGAAUUUAUGAUGCCUGCAGGGGUGAUUCUGGAGGACCUUUAGUUGCAAAGGAUCUUAAAGAUACCUGGUAUCUCAUUGGAAUUGUGAGCUGGGGAGAUAACUGUGGACAAAAGAAUAAACCUGGAGUCUACACAAAAGUGACUUACUAUCGAAAGUGGAUUGCUUCAAAAACAGGUCUCUAG